Molecule: messenger RNA, 304 nt
Organism: Solanum verrucosum
Lineage: Eukaryota; Viridiplantae; Streptophyta; Magnoliopsida; Solanales; Solanaceae
Product: small nuclear ribonucleoprotein SmD1b-like
Exons: 5
Coding region: 11-304 (97 amino acids)
Biological process (GO): spliceosomal snRNP assembly; RNA processing
Cellular component (GO): U1 snRNP; spliceosomal tri-snRNP complex; pICln-Sm protein complex
Molecular function (GO): RNA binding
Source: RefSeq, a predicted model, not a curated record
CUUCAGCACAAUGAAGCUCGUCAGAUUUUUGAUGAAGCUGAACAACGAGACUGUCUCAAUUGAGCUCAAAAACGGCACCGUUGUUCAUGGAACCAUUACAGGUGUGGAUGUUAGCAUGAACACACAUCUGAAGGCUGUCAAAAUUACGCUAAAAGGGAAGAAUCCAGUGACGUUGGAUCACCUAAGUGUGAGGGGUAACAACAUCCGUUAUUACACCCUCCCUGACAGCUUAAAUCUUGAGACGCUGCUGGUGGAAGAAACACCUAGGGUGAAGCCAACAGCUGGAAAGCCUAUGGGAUCGUAG